UCACAAUCACAAUCACAAAUACAAACACAGCCCUCGACUACGACCACGACGACGACGAAUAAAUCGACGAUAAAGUCAACAAAUAACAACAAUAUGGAGCCAAUUAUAAUUCCAAAGAAGGAUGUGUCGCUCAUCACUGCCAAGUCAGAGGAGGGCUCCAAGCACACAUUCUCCGAAGAGGAGAAGGUGGCCUACUCCAAGUUCAUCUCUGAGCGUCUGCACGAGCAAAAGACAUUGCUCGCCGCCUACAUCCCCAUCGAUCCAACCUCCAACAUGCUGUUCACCGUCUGCACAGAUGGUGUUCUACUCAACAAACUGAUGGAAUCAUUGUUCCCAACAUUGGUCGAGCUUAAGGGUCUUGUGAUCAAGGCCAAGAUCAACCCAUUCGAGAUCAUUGGUAAUCAGAAUAUUGUGAUCAAGAAUGCUACAAAGGUUGGAUGUAUCAUUGUUAACAUUGGAGCUCAGGACUUGGUCGACGCCACACCAUAUCUGGUACUAGGUAUCAUCUGGCAGAUUAUCAAGGCUGGUCUGAUGGCCAGAGUCAACCAGAAUGCCAACGAGGAGAUCCUCGACAUGCUGUUUGAAAAGACCGAGCCGACCGCUUCGUCGGCUCAGGUCAAGUCCAAGGAGGAGCCAUCGCCAGAGCAGAUCUUGCUCAGAUGGGUUAACUACAAUCUUGAAGAGGCCAAGGUCGAGAGAAGAAUCAACAACUUUGGCGAGGACAUCCAGGACAGCUUUGCCUACUCUCACCUUUUGGCUCAGCUCAUCCCAAGCGAGUUCUCUGGCCUUGUCGCCAAGGUGGCCGCUGAGAGCGACCCCCUCAUCAAGGCCAAGUACAUCAUUGACGCAUGUGAGAAGAUUGGCGUCGAGUUCUUCCUCACUCCAUCAGAUAUCGCAACCGGUCAUCCAAAGCUUAACCUGGCACUGGUCGCUUCAUUGUUCAACUCAGAGGCAGCCAUUGCUGACAUGAGACAUAGAUUGGAGCAUGAGAGAUCAGAGCGCGAGAGAAUGGAGAAGGAACGCGUAGAGCACGAGAGAGCUGAGCGAGAGAGAUUGGAAAGGGAGAGAAUUGAGCGUGAGCGUCACGAGGAGGAGCGUCUGGAGAAAGAGCGAUUGGAGAAGGAGCGCUUGGACAGAGAGCGUGCCGAUCAGGAGAGAAUGGAACGUGAGCGCCAAGAGAAGGAGCGCGUAGAGCGUGAGCGCCAGGAGCACGAGAGGAUUGAGCGUGAGCGAAUUGAGCGCGAGCGAUUGGAGCGCGAACUACAAGAGAAGGAGCAUGCUGAGCGUGAGCGUUUGGAGCGUGAGCGAUUGGAGAGAGAGAAGGAUGAGCGCGAGGCUGCCGAGCGUGAGCGUCUGGAGAACCUCAAGGAGUACCGCAUUGCCACCCGCAUUCAGGGCCGUAUUGCCGAAAGCCCAGAGCUGUUUGAGAACAUGCAGAAGCUGAACGGUGACAUCACAGAGCUCAAGCGUAACCUGAUCGGCGAGCUGAGGAACACCAGCGCCCUCCGUGGUGAGCUGCGUCGCCUGACCAAGACAAUUGACCGCGUGCUCGAGAACAAGAAGGAGCGCAAGAGUUUGAAGAAGAAGCAGAUGAAGAAGAAGAUCAAGCCAGUCAAGGGCGUACCCAACGGUCUUGCACCCGCCAAGAUGAGGAACUACCAGAACCUGUUCCACUUUAUCCAGACCCAGCCAUCAGUCAUGGUCGACCCGGUCUGGGUCCACAAGCAGUUGCAGAACGACAAGGAGAUCAAGGAAGGCCGCAAGUCUGCCAAGGUCAAGCUCACUCCAGAGCAAGCCAUGGAAGACCCCCAGGUCGCCCAGAUCGUCCAGGCUCGCACCGCCCAACUCCUGCAGUCAUGUCAAGAGUUCUUUGACCACAUUGUCAAGUCCGUUGAGCAGUUGCCCGUCCAACUGCGCUACUUGUGCCGUGAGGUCGGUGACAAGUGCAAGGCCAAGUUUGGCAAUAAGGAGAACACUGACGGCCUGGCCACAUACUACCUGAUCAUAUACCGUUUCAUUGCUUCAGUGAUCGCCUCACCAGAGCAGUUGAACGAGCUGGUCCUGCUCUCCCACCCACUCAUCUCGCCACAGGCUCGCCAGAACCUUUCCCUCGUCUCGCGUCUUCUACAGUCGGCAUUCUCUGGCCAGGUCUGGAAGAUGCCAUACAGCACACCCACUGUCGCCGCAUGGGUCGAGGCCAACAAGGCUGUGGCCGCCAAGUUCAUCGAGGUUGUCCCUCGCGUGGCUGACCUCAACGAGCUGAUUCAUUACCGCGAGUACAACGAGGUGAUGAUCGAGAACAACAUCAACUUCUGCACUGUGGUCAACCUCACUGAGGUCAUCUGGCUGCACGACGUCAUCCUCGACUUUUACUACGACCUUGUCGACGUUGGCACACUCGCGAUCGGCGCCUCCUCCAUGGACCUGGCGCGCUCCAACUACAAGCUCUCUGACAAGACCCGUUAUGCCACCAACAAGGGCAACCACACAUCAUGGUGGCUCAAGCAGUCGCUGGACGCACUAGAGUCGCCCCUCCAGCUGCCCGAGCAAGGUGAUCGUAGCAUCCAGCUUACAUUCCUCAACAACAACGAGACACAGCCAACCGACCUGUACAAGGAGGCCAAGAUCUGGAUGCUGGAGAUCCUUUCCAAGACACCAGCACCCAAGAAGGACAAGAACACCGUCAAGAUCCUCGAGGAUGCCAUCGCCUUUUGUCGCUCUGGCAACAACAACUCGGAGAACAUGGACCUGAUCUCCAAGUGUGACAAGCUGAUCGAGCGUCUCAAGUCGUUCAAGCCAGAGCAGGUGUGCAGUGAGCCAUCCGUCUACGACGUGUUCCUCAAGGACGUCGAGAAGGAGCUGGAGUACAUCCUGCGCAAGAACAAGCUGAUGAAGUCCGAGUUGGCACGUCUGUACAGCCUGCUCAAGGAGGUGCGUAUCGACACCACGCCACUGGACCACCUCGUCAAGUUCCAGAAUGAGCAGCUGACCAAGGCCGUCGCCAAGAAGGAGCUGCGUCAGCAAAAGGCCAAGAUCGAUGCCAAGGACAAGCCAGUCAAGCAGAGCUUGGCCGAGCUGUUCAAGAAGGGCAUGGUCGUCUCGUGUGAUCUGCCCGAGGCAUCCUACAGCAAGACCACCGUGAUCAUCAAGCCAUUGGGCGGUGGUCUCUUUGAGAUUGAGGCCAGCAUUGGACCAGUCUCCAAGACCGUCUCCAUUGAGCUCGAUCGUCUCCUAGAGUACAGCAAGAAUCAUGUCGAUGAGUAUCCACUGGAGGGCAUCACACUCGAUGUCAACAUGACAAUCCAUGUCCUUAUGAAGUUGUUCGACCUA
Acytostelium subglobosum LB1 is the source of this 3330-nucleotide messenger RNA. RefSeq lists its product as hypothetical. The record is from RefSeq and is a predicted model, not a curated record. NCBI's taxonomy places the organism in Eukaryota, Evosea, Eumycetozoa, Acytosteliales, Acytosteliaceae. Gene Ontology annotation, biological process: actin filament network formation; regulation of GTPase activity; actin filament bundle assembly. Gene Ontology annotation, molecular function: actin filament binding. Gene Ontology annotation, cellular component: actin filament bundle; actin filament; cytoplasm. The transcript is spliced from 4 exons. The annotation marks the transcript as partial.